Saccostrea cuccullata (small rock oyster) is the source of this 1725-nucleotide messenger RNA. RefSeq lists its product as uncharacterized. The transcript is spliced from 13 exons. The record is from RefSeq and is a predicted model, not a curated record. Gene Ontology annotation, molecular function: metal ion binding. The coding region runs from base 91 to 1494 and encodes 467 amino acids. Lineage: Eukaryota; Metazoa; Mollusca; Bivalvia; Ostreida; Ostreidae.
GGGAUCGGAAUUUGAAUAGAUGGGCGGAGCUGAAGUUUAUCGUUUUUGGUAAAAAAGAUGAUCUGAUAUUUUGCAUAGAAAGAUAUAAUAAUGACAUCAGUGAAACUUGAGGGAAGACUAAUUACUCCGGCAGUUGUCCAAGGUUUAACUGAUGUAUUUUCUUCGACGAAUUUUACUCUUCUGAAAAACAGAUGGAUAUCAGAUGAUGAAGUGUCUGCUUGUCAGUGGUGUAAAAACAAGUUUAAUCAGCUGAGAAGGAAGCACCACUGCCGCCAAUGUGGAAAUGUUUUUUGCAGCAAGUGCUGUAAUGAAAAGAUUCCCUUACCACAGCUUGGUUUGGAGGAUCCAGAGAGAGUGUGCGAGUCUUGUCGUCCUGUGACAGAAUUCAUCACAAAAUCACUCUCACCUCUACAGAAUUUUAAAUCAGAAGCUGCCAAUAACCUUGUCAGUCAGUGUGGAGAAAUCACAGGCCUCUGUAAGGUUGUUGAACUUGGUGGUGUUCAGGCAUUAAUAAUGUUAGCAAAGAAUGAUCACCCUGUUAUACAGGGUAAGGUCAUUGCUGGUCUUCAGAUCCUGUCCACUCAUCAACCCCUACACAGAUACCUGGCAGAUGCUGGGGCCAUCAAAGCAAUCUGUAGCAUAUUGUCAAAGACGGCGUUGACCUGUGAACAGACCCUAGUGGAGGGGAUCAGUACGCUGAAAAUCUUCUGUAGACUCCCUGAUCUGAAGAGUAAAGCCCUGGAGGAUGGGGCCUUGGAGCCUGUUCUUCGACUGAGCUGUACGUCUGACUGUAAUGCCGUGUCACUCGUAGCCGUGAGCACACUCAGUUUGAUUGCGGAGGACACGAGUACACACAAUAAAAUCCUAGAGAGUCCACUGAACGUCUUAACUUCUGUAUGCUCACUGGCUGGCUCAGAAGAUGAACAGAUGCAGGAGGUGGCAUUAAAAACCAUUUGUUUCCUUUCUUUGGGUUCAAACUGGCAGAAACAUAGGAUUGUUCAGGAGGACUUCACUGCUGGUCGUUCCAUACAGAAAGCCAUCAGGGGGAAUCCCAAAAACAAGCAAGUGCUUUGUAAUGCUGCCUGUCUCAUAGCUAACCUGGCUACAAGUAGUGAAGACCAGGGAGGUUUACAAGAUUUAUUAGAUGGCCUGGGAGAGCUGCUAAAAAGAGAUGACACCAACCCAGACUUACAGAGUCACACCGCCAGGGGACUGGCAAACUUCGCCAGGUUUCAGCAAAAUGCCAGCAAGAUUAAAAACAUGUUACCAGUGAUAAUAUUCAAAUGUUUGAAGUCCCCUAACAGUCAUGUCAAGAUGCAUGCAAUGAGAGCCAUCUUUAAUGUGAUGUCUAUCAACCCGUCAGACACUUGCAGUGAACUUCUCAGAGACGGGGCUGGUGAGUUGUUGGAGGGACUGUCCAGACUGAAGGGGCUGACCAGUGCUAUACAGGACGCUCUGCUGGCCCAGGCCCCGGACCUCGUCAGACCGUUAUAACCAAACCAAGCGGGCACUUGGAUAUGGGGUGUGUUGGAAGUGUGAUAACACCAAGAGUUCGUUCAUUUGGUGCAUAGACGUCAUAUUCUUGCAUUUUACUGAGGACAUGUUUUUUCGUGAUUUAUUUGGAUGAUAAUGUUUUAGAAAACAGAUGUUUGACUUCUUUAGCAUAUAUGUACUAUUUGAAAAAAUAGUUCAUGGACAUUUUGAAUUUAUCAUAAUAUAGUUAAU